GAGCGCACAUGAGUUGUCAAACAGGUUCGUCCGGAGCCGCUGCGACUCAUUUCAAACACCAGCGCACACAUUCUGCUCUGAAGGGACCGCGCAGCCACUUCUCUGGGCGACCGAGAAGCUAAAGAGAGGCCCGGCAGGUCAGCAGGGACCGUGACGGAGAGUCUUCUGUAGAAAAGGCGCCACAGGAAGUCCAAAUGUCUGGGAAGUAGCGCUCCUCUGAGAUGCUGAGUUUACAUCUCCAUUUCUGCAGAACCGGGAGAUCUUUUUCCGGGUGGCCAAAGAAAAAGCUGCGAACGGCUGUGCACAAGGACAGCUGCAACGACUAGUUUUACAAAAUGCCUUUGGAGACUCUCCCACACCCAGUGAGACAACCGGCAAGGACUGCUGCGACACCCCCACGUCUGCGGCCCAAAGGGCCAGUGGGGCCGGACUUCUACCGGCAGUUCAAGGCAGUGGCAGGCAGACCAACGCAGAGCGCGGUGGAGAGGCUGGAAGCAGACAAGGCUAAAUACGUCAAGAGUCGGGCGGCUCUGUCUAAACAGCAGCCGGUCCGGCCCCCUGAGGUGGGCGCCCCUCAGCAGAGCCCCGCCUCCGCUCUGCGGCCCACCAGGAAGACGACCACCCAGACGAAAACGAAGCCGGAAGAAGUUCAGCUCGACUUGGAGCAUCUGAGUAACCUGAUCAACGGCGUGACCGAUGGUGCCGCCGCCGACUCGGAGGACGCUAAAGCUCCGGUCGCUGCCGCCGUGUCACACGGCUCCCCUCGCACACCGGCAGUGGGGGCGCCACAGAAGAAGGAAAGGCCGUGUCCACCCCCUCGUCCGGACUGGUCCAGUCCAGCUAAGGUGAGGUUAAAAACCUCGGGGCCCGCCCGGGUGGAGAGUCCCGGCUCUUCUGGGUUUCCAGCUGCAGGGGCCGUACGAAGAGUGGACGUCAAGCCUCAGGCCGGCCCCGCGAGGACGCCCUGCAGACCCCCUCAGUACAUCCGGCAGCCCCUCCAGCCCAUUCCUUUACACUCAAAGUUGCCACUCCGCCCGGCUACGUCACACCUGCGUCUCUUCCACACCAGGACGCCGCUACGCCCGUCCCCUCUGAAACCUGUUGUUGCUCCUUCUAAACCUGACGAGCCUCCCUCCUCUCCAGCUGAAACCCUCCCCCCCGCUCCGCCUCCCCCCAGCCUCCCGGUUUUCCCCCCUCUCUCCCCAGCGAUUACCCGUUUGUCCUCCUCCAGCUCCAGGAAACGUCCCUCUCUGUCCCGCUCCAAGUCCGACAUGAGUGACCGGUGCUCUCGAGCCGGGACGGGGCUGGAGCGCUUCUUCAACCUGUGUGGUUUGGACCCUGCAGACCUUCAGUUGACCGGAUCUAAUUCUGACAUUGUGUCCAUGGCCCGUUUCUGCAGCGCGAGCGCUCCAGGGUCCGAGUGCGCAGGCUCUGGUGAAGAAGAGGAUGAGGAGGAUGACAACGCUGCAGAGCGGGCUCCCUACGGUGUUUCUGUGAUUGAGAAGAAUGCAAGGGUAAUCAAAUGGCUGUACGGACUGCGUCAGGCCAAAGACAAUGCAAGUAAGAGCACAAAUUUAUAAGAUGGCGGUAGAUGUCUAUAAGAUUUAGAAAAUAGACAUUUUUAAAUCCUCGAAAUUGAGUGAUGGGGUCCCAUGAUGAAACUGAUGUGAUGGAUGCAAUUAGUCUGCCAAGUAUUUCAUUUCUCUUUUGUCCCCUUGGUUUGUUUUUUAAUUUUCAAAAUUUGAAAUGUUCUGACUUUCUUUUGUGGUUGGAAAAACUGAACUCUGAGAAAGUAAAAAAAUAAAUUUAAAAAAACCUG
Pseudoliparis swirei is the source of this 1819-nucleotide messenger RNA. It is a transcript of the gene fam110a, whose product is annotated as family with sequence similarity 110 member A. The transcript has 2 exons. The record is from RefSeq and is a predicted model, not a curated record. NCBI's taxonomy places the organism in Eukaryota, Metazoa, Chordata, Actinopteri, Perciformes, Liparidae. Bases 336 to 1580 code for a protein of 414 amino acids.